UCCAGAGGCUCGCCGGCCAGUUCUGGAGUUGCAAUAUCCCGACGAAGCUUUAGCGUUUCGGCCCUCUUUGCACCUGUGAGAGCCCACAGGGAGGGUACUUUACCACUUCAUAGAGUGCAACCAUGGCAGAGAAGAAAGCUGAGCAGUAUUACACACCGCCACCCAAACUGGGAAAAUGGGAAGGAUUCAGGAUUUUCAUCUGGAAUUCUGAAACACAUCAAUUCCUGGGCCGUACCGGAGCCAGCUGGGGAAAAAUUAUUUUAUUCUAUAUUCUCUUCUACUCUGGUCUGAUUGGUUUCUUCUUGGCCAUGAUAGCCGUCUUCUACCAAACAAUAGAUUUACGAAUACCCAAGUGGCAACAAGAUAAAUCUGUCAUUGGAAACAACCCAGGUCUGGGAUUCCGUCCAAUGCCUCCUGAAAGCAAUGUUGAAAGUACCUUGAUCUGGUACAGGGGAAAUGACGAACGUAACUACAAGUACUGGACAGAUGAAUUAGAUAAAUUCUUGCAAGUAUACAAGAAUCCUGGUACUGUCCCUGGAGAUGGGAAAAAUACAGUACACUGUGACUUUGAAAACUAUCCUGGAGACAAAGUGUGUUAUGUGGAUCCCAAGGAGUGGAGUUACUGUUCAUCAGAAAACCAUUACAGCUAUCACAGGUCUGCCCCAUGUAUAUUCCUCAAAUUAAAUAAGAUCUACGGCUGGGUUCCUGAGUAUUAUAAUGACACAAAUUCUCUUCCUGAGAACAUGCCAAAAGAUCUGAAGGACCACAUUCAGACCGUAGAGAAUCCUCAUGCAUUAAACACUGUCUGGGUUAGCUGUGAAGGAGAAAAUCCGGCUGAUGUGGAGAACAUAGGGCCUAUCCAGUACAUUCCUCGACGAGGAUUUCCAGGCUUCUUCUUCCCAUUUAAAAACAAGGAAGGAUAUCUCAGCCCUUUGGUUGCAGUCUGGUUUGAAAGACCCACCACUGGUGUGUUGAUAAACAUUGAAUGUAAGGCAUGGGCGCACAACAUCCGCCAUGAUCGUGCUGAGAGGCGAGGGUCAGUACAUUUUGAAUUGAUGAUUGACUAACGAGUUUCACGAAUGGUCAAGACUAUGAAGAGAGAAACUGCCAGAGUCUGUAUUGUUCAGCUGAGGAAGAUAGUAGCCAGCAAGCAGGGAUGGACUGAGAUCCAAGCACGAUGCUCUAGAACUUCAAUAAAAUUCAUUAGUACUUAUCAUAAUACAGUAACACUCUAGAUCUGAUUAGGAGAUAAAUUUGCUUAAAGUUGAUAAUAAAUUUACAGACUCUUCAUGUUAAUGCUCGAAAAGGUAUCCUGAAUUGUCAUUUACACUUUGGUUCUACAUGUUAUAUGAGUCACAUUUUCCCCUGCUUUUAGACACAAAUGUUCUUCAAGCAAUACCAGAUCUUAUGCUUUGGUACAUGUACUUCACUGUAUUUAAUUUUAUACAGUGAUUUGUAAAUACUAUUUCAACUCACAUUAACUUUAUAUUUAUUGCGUAAUGAGCAAAUUUUCACAAGUAUGUUAAUUGUAAUACAGCAAUGGUGUACACAGUAUUGGGUUUGUGCUGCCUAAGAAAACACACUGACUUUAAUAACAAUUAAACUGUGUUACAUGUGAACCAUAAAUACAUUAAAACCGUUGUUGAUGUGGUUUCAGCAGUGACAUUUAGCUGAACUGAUCUAAUUCAAUUUAGUCAACAGACUUAAUGUAGGAAUAAGUUGAAAGAUAUAGAAGAAAUGGGGUUGGUCAUAAUCCUACAGAUACAACCCUGCUGUAGGGUCUUUCAGUGAUACAGGUGCAAAGAUGUUAAGAAUUUAAAAACAAAACACCCUUAGUGUAGCAAAACAAAUACAUGUCACAUAGCAACAGUAUGAUAGGGUUUGCUUAUUUGGUCACACCUUAAAAUAGUUAUGCAGUGCAUCCAUUAUUCCAUCCUUUACUGCAUUGUCAUUAUGCUCAUCAUUCACAUCAUAAAUCAUUAGUCAUGGCCUAUAAUAUUUAACAGUACUUAUUCACAGUAUUAUGACAAUGGAUCACAAGAUUGAAUUUGGGGUCCAGCAGGGUUUGGACUUGAGUUUUACUUAAUUGUUAUGUAGACAAAAGAGACAUGCACAAGCCAGUUACAGUCAUUUUACAUGUAAACUCAAUGUUAAUAUGUUCGCCAUCGUGACAAAAGUAUAUAUUGUGUGAUAGGACAAUUUAAUGAUAGAGUAUAUAGUACAAGGAAAUAAAAUGUUUCAUGUAAUUAAAGAAAAAUUCUUAAAUUGUUUCUUUCACCUAAAUUUUAAACAUUCACAGAUUUUAAUUCUGGUUUUCCAUGUCAUUAAGAGCAUACUUUCUUUUGAAAGGAUCAAUAAAUGUUCUUUAGAAGAAUAA
Cryptotermes secundus is the source of this 2377-nucleotide messenger RNA. RefSeq names its product sodium/potassium-transporting ATPase subunit beta-2 (gene nrv3). Lineage: Eukaryota; Metazoa; Arthropoda; Insecta; Blattodea; Kalotermitidae. Gene Ontology annotation, molecular function: ATPase activator activity. Gene Ontology annotation, biological process: intracellular potassium ion homeostasis; potassium ion import across plasma membrane; intracellular sodium ion homeostasis. The record is from RefSeq and is a predicted model, not a curated record. Gene Ontology annotation, cellular component: sodium:potassium-exchanging ATPase complex. The transcript is spliced from 7 exons. Bases 123 to 1067 code for a protein of 314 amino acids.